Molecule: messenger RNA, 582 nt
Organism: Rotaria sp. Silwood2
Lineage: Eukaryota; Metazoa; Rotifera; Eurotatoria; Philodinida; Philodinidae
Source: the annotation of a GenBank genome assembly
AUGAGUUUCUCUCAAAAAUAUAAUAAAGUAAUAUUAAUUGAUGGUGGUCUUGGCACAACAUUACAUGAAUAUGGACUGGCCGUACUUGAUGAUCCUUUAUGGUCUGGAAAAGCAUUAGUAAAAGAACCGGAACAACUUGCAAAAGCACAUCGAGCUUUUGUUCAAGCUAAAUGUGAUUUUAUUUUAACUGCUACAUAUCAAGUUUCAGUUGAAAAUUUAAUGAAUCAUCAUCAUUUAUCUAAUGAACAAGCAGAAGAAGUUAUCUAUAAUUCAGUGAAAAUUGCUCGAAAUGUUAUUGAUGAGGAAAAAGCAAAAUGUUUUGUAGCAGCUUCAGUCGGUCCUUAUGGAGCUGCGUUAAAUGAUGGUAGUGAAUUCAAUGGAUGGUAUACAGAUUCGAUGACAAUCGAACAAUUCAAAGAUUGGCAUCGACCUCGAUUGGCAAUAUUAACUCGUGCUGAGCCUGAUUUAAUUGCUUUUGAAACAAUACCAUCAAAAAAAGAAGCUGAAGCACUUGCUGAAUUACUAAAAGAAUUUCCAAAUGUAAAGGGAUGGUUUUCUUUCAACUGUCAGGUACUUAAAUAG